This is a messenger RNA of Penicillium chermesinum, 1794 nucleotides long. RefSeq lists its product as uncharacterized. The transcript has a single exon. The record is from RefSeq and is a predicted model, not a curated record. The coding region runs from base 1 to 1794 and encodes 597 amino acids. Lineage: Eukaryota; Fungi; Ascomycota; Eurotiomycetes; Eurotiales; Aspergillaceae.
AUGGUUAAAUUCAGUAGCAUCUUCGGAAGUGCACGAGCUUUAGCCUUGCUGGCGGCACUAAGUGCCCGAACAGCCACUGCCUACGUUCCAAUUUGGCAGCCUCAGUAUCCAAAUGAGGCAGCUGUGACGGCGCGGGUCAUCGAACUGAAGCAUGCAGGGGAUGCGACUGGUCACUUGCUAGCUACCUUUGAACACUGGUACUACCCGCUUGGGCAGCCUACUAAUUACAAACAAUCAAACGGGACGCCGAGUAACUUUUUCAUCCAGGAAAGCAGCGACCAGGGCCAGUCAUGGAGUACACUGGCAACAGUUACUGCUCCAGAUGAUGUCCCGAAUCUCUUCUUCUUCCAGCCAUUUUUGUUCGAAUUCCCUCAGCAGCUAGGGAAAUACCCUGAGGGCACUCUCCUGCUAGUCGGCAAUUUGCACGACGGAAAUAAAACCUACUUCUACUCCUGGCGAUCGGCCGAUCACGGCGAAACUUGGGACGACAUAGGUAUCUGGCAAAAGGGACAUGCUAUCACUGGAGCACCUGGCAACCCUUCUGCCGGAAUUUGGGAGCCGUUCCUAUUCCUGGACAAUCAGAAUGACAUUGUUGCGGUUUUCUCCGAUGAGCGAGAAUGUGAGACACACUCCCAGCAACUCGUCCACCUCGUCUCCACAGAUGGAGGUGAUACUUGGAGUGGCAAUGGAGAUGACCCCGUUCCGGAUGUUGUUGGCUCAGACCAAGAGUCCCGACCCGGGAUGGCUACAGUCGCCAAGAUGGACAACGGAGAGUAUUUCAUGAGCUAUGAAUGGUGUGAUAUCAGAUAUUACCAAUCCACCGGCUCGUGCCCUGUCCACGGAAAGACAUCUUCUGAUGGCGUGUCAUGGAACCCGAGCGACAAUGGAACCUACGUUUCAACACCCGAUGGGGUUCUGGGCUGUGGGAGCCCUUAUUCUAUAUGGGAUCCAGUUGGGAAACAACUGAUCGUUUCCAGUUCUUCCAAGAGGUGGUUCUCUGUAUCGGAGACCGAAAAUAGAACUGACACCACCAUGGAAGAUCACCAUGUUGUCCAUAUCAACCAGAAUUACGGGAAGGAUGACUGGUAUUGGGCCUCGGCCCCUUGGUACGUCCCAGCUGGUACCGAUGAUUGCAACAGCAAUUACAGCCCCGAUCUGCUCCCUUUGCCAAAUGGAGAAAUUCUAUAUUCAACGGAUACGCCGAACGAUUCCAAUCAAUGUGAAGAGGGCACACUCGCGGCGCCCAUCGCGAUCUUGCCGUACAGCUCCAACUUUUCAACCGCUGGCGCAGCUGGCUGGGUUGAUUUUGACGGAAUAUGGACCAUCUCCGGGGAUCAAUACCAGUUCCCAUCUGUAUCACAGCCAACGAUGGUGCUGACCGGCUCGUCUGGGUGGACGGACUAUGAAAUCAGUGCGGCUGUCAUUAUCACGAGCCAGUCUGGGGUGGCGGGUGUCUUCGUUCGGGCAUCUAAUUCGCCCAACGAUUCCCACUUGAGCAGAUAUACGGCCGUCAUUGACAGCAACCGUGGCGAGCUCACACUGUAUCGAGUGGGCGAUGCUGACACAACGACGUUGGAGUCGCAGCCAGUCACCGGGGGUGUGAUGGCGAGCCAACAGUACCACUUGUCUCUUUCGGUUCAAUCUGCGAACCUUGUUGCGACGCUGACUGGAAGCAAUGGUGCGACAACUACCGUGACAGUUACGAACAGUGACUUGCUGCGCGGUGCUGCAGGUCUUUAUGGAAGUUAUGGUAGUGGUGGAUUCAGCAAUGUCCAGAUCAAAGACCUGUCCUGA